UUCCAACAGUCAGUGUGGGCCCCAUUCUGGGCUGAUCGUGGUUCUGGCUUGGUCUGGUGGCCGCCAUGGAUGCGCUGGGGUUCCCUCAGGUAAUGCAGGGGCCUCCUGUCAAUAUCAAUGUGGUCCAAAAUGGGUUGGGUGCCCUACCUCCAAACUUGACAUUUCUUCAGCCGCGACCAUCAAUGAAGGGAAGGGUGGUGCAACGCUGCAAAGGACUGUUUGCAUCAGCUGACAUGCAACUGUGGUUUGUUUGCCUGGAGAGUUCCCCCAUCAAGUUGUGGUCCUGCAAGCAAGGUCAGGAACCUUGCGAUGUUCUUCUGCGCUUCAUGUCUCUAAAGACCUAUACAAAAGCUGAGGCAAUUGCCUCCAGAUGCUCAAGCUGCAGUGGGAGUGCAGGCAGCGGCUGGGCAAACUAUGCCUUCAGGCGGCUUCGCUCCACACCCAAUGCCAGGUGUCCAGCAGAUGCAUCCAGGUCUUGCAGGUGUGUUCCCCGGUGUGGGCCAGCCAGCUGGACUGCCAGUAGGUAUGCCUGGACAGCCAGCUGGGCCACCCUUGGGUAUGCCCGGACAGCCAAUGGGCAUGCCGACGCAAUCUGCACCAAGCAUGAUCCCUCCCAUGCAGCCAGCUCCUACCUUACCUCCAACUAUGAGCAAAGCUCCUCCUGAUCAAUUCCCAAGGCCAGUGGCGCCGCCUCGCGGUAUGCCUCGCCCGAGACCCCGUGGUUGGAUGCCUCCCCACGAGGCACCGCAUCCAUACCGACCCAGAGUCCCCAUGCAGGCCCGGCCGGGCAUGAGACCGGCACAAACGGUACCUCCACGCCCUGUCCCGCCAAGGACUCCCAUGUCGAAGAAUGCCGAUAACCCAGAGGAGAGCUCAGAAACAGGCCUAAAGCGGCCUGAUUCCGACUCCGCGACGGCCAGCAAUGCAACCGUUUCGGCUGCGGUGGCCGUUGUUGAGGAGGCCACACCCAUGGAGGAGCGUCAGUGGUUCUACAAGGAUGCCUCGGGCAUGGUUCAGGGUCCAUAUUCCUCCUCAGUGAUGUCCAGCUGGUCUCGCUCUGGUUUCUUCCCAGCCGAGACCAUGGUUCGUUCUGCGGACGAAACGAGCUUCACUGAAUUGGGCAAUGGAAUGCGUUUGAUCAUGUCGUCCUUGAAGGAAGGGUGAUGAGCCGAGUUGAGUAGAGCUGCCGAGCUGGAAAGCAGCUCUGCGGCGGAAUGCGGGCAUUGGUUUGUUCUGCAUUGUCAUGGUUACAAGUAAAGCAGAUCCAAAAGGGUGCCUCAGGGGGAGGGAUCGAGAUACAUUUGGAAGCUGCUUCUCAUGGUACACGAAGCAUGAGUCGAGACUCC
Durusdinium trenchii is the source of this 1346-nucleotide messenger RNA. The record is from the annotation of a GenBank genome assembly. NCBI's taxonomy places the organism in Eukaryota, Dinophyceae, Suessiales, Symbiodiniaceae.